GUUCAUCCGAGCAGCAGCAGUGGAUGUGCUUCACUCUACUCUUUCUGCCACAGCGUAUUUCAAGUGAUCUGUCUAAGGGCUAGCAAUGAUUGAGUUAGGACUGGCUGACGGCAGUCUUGUUGACGAGCUGAUGGAGCUGACGGCCCAGAGCCUCAGUAAACUGGAGAUCCAGGAACACUUCAACGUCAUCAAGGAGAUCGGCCGAGGAAAGUAUGGCAAAGUGCUGCUGGUUACACAUCGCUUCAGAGGAACUCCCAUGGCCUUGAAAGUAAUGCCCAAGACAUCAACAAAGCUACAGGGUUUCCUGCGAGAGUACUGCAUCUCCUUGCAUCUGUCCUGCCACCCCUGCAUCGUGGGCCUCUUUGGCAUCGCUUUCCAGUCAAAUGAGCACUACUGCUUUGCACAGGAACUCAUCAUUGGGAGGGACCUGUUUGCUGUCAUUCAGCCGAAGGUGGGCAUCCCUGAGUCGUCCGUUAAACGUUGCGUCCUCCAGAUUGCCAGCGCUUUGGAGUUCAUCCACAGCCGGGGCCUCGUCCACCGAGACGUCAAGCCGGAAAACAUCCUUCUGCUGGAUCAUCACUGCAGCCAGGUGAAGCUGGCAGACUUUGGCCUGGCCCAGAAGAAGGGCACUCUGAUCAGCUAUAUUACAGGGACCCUACCUUACAUGGCGCCUGAGCUUUGCACCGUUGCUUUGCUGGACGGUCAGAAAGAAGUCACUGCUCCUCCGCUGAGUGUGGAACCAAGUCUGGACACAUGGGCCUUUGGCGUGGUUAUAUUCUGCAUCCUCACGGGCUACUUCCCAUGGGACCGUUGCAUGGACUCAGAUGACUACUACCAGGAGUUUGCUGACUGGUCCAAACUGGGAGACAGCGCCAACACAGAGGAUGACAUUCCACCUCUGUGGAAAAAGUUCACUCCAGAAGCCAUGGAGUUGUUUGGUAAACUUUUGGCUCUGGAUGCAGAAAAGAGGUCUACUGUUGGGGAGGUGAGAGAAUAUGUGGAGAAGGCCUGGCUUAAAAAGGAACAUGGGAUAGAGCAGCUGCAGACAGAAGAGAAAGAAUAAUUUUGGACCUAAAAGAAGAUAGGUCAUCCCAACACUUCUUACAGCCUGCAAUUUCAUUUGCAUCAUUUGUUGAAAUCAUGUAGCGUGGCGAAACACUAUCAUGGCCUGUAAUAACUGUUAAGGAAAAUACAUUAACUGAAUGAUCAACAAACUCAUGCAUUUUUUCCUUAGGCUUUACAUAUGUAAAAUAUGUGUGGUCAUUUGUGUAGUAUUUAACAUAGGCUUGUGCCAUUGGACUUAAAUUAGGUUGCAGCAAUUGAAAUUAAAUAGAAGUUACAGGUUAGGGUUUAUGGUUCGGGUUUAAGGUUAGAAUAGAGUUAGGAGUUAAGGUUUAUACCUUUGUCUUCGGGUUAUGUUAGAGUUAAGGUUUAUGGUUUAGUUUUAGAAUCACGAUUACUGCCAAUUUAGGGUUAGGAGUUUACUGUUAAACCUGAAUUAUGCUUCAGUGUCGUCACUGGUGUCUUGAUCCUGUUAUAGCAUUUUGUCAGCUGCUAACAUGUGACUUGCAAUUCUCUUCCAAAACAAGUCUCUUUGACCAGCUAUUUAGCUUCUGUUGUAGUAAUCAAUUGUGACUGCAACAUCCAGGUCAUUGUUGGCGCUGGAAGUAAUUGAUGUGGAACGUGAGUCACUUUUAUUGUAUUUGCUGCUCUGAAACCGCUCAUAUUUAUAUCAUAUCCAUAUAACUGCUCAUGUUUGCAUAGUGCAUAUUUCUUUGCUGAGACGCUCCACAAUUUGCGUCAUUAUUUUGUUUUGGCAGACUUUUUGGCACAGAAGUGAAAAAACAAAAAUUAUGUACUGAAAAAAAAGUCGACCAAUCACAGCUCGACUGUCUGCGUUGCUGUUUACGUGAAGUUAGAAUGUCCACCGGAGGGUUUGAAGGGAGAGGAGCAAGCCGGUGUCUCUUUCACCAGCACUGUGAUGCUGAAGCAUAAUUCAGGCUUUAGGGUUUUAGGUUAGGUUAAGGUUUAGCUUUGGCGUUAAGAGUUUCAGGGUUAGGUUCGAGUUUGGGUUUAGUGUUAAAGCUAGAGUUGGCGUUCAGUCUUAAGGUUAAGAGUUAGGGUUUAGGUUUAAGUUAAAGUUAGGGGGUUUAUGGUUUGGAAUUGAGGAUUAGGGUUACAGGUUAGAGAUAGGCUUUCCUGGUCAGAUUAGGGUUUAGUUUAGAGUUAGGGUUUUGAGUCCGGUUUCAAAUUUAAAUUUAAAUUUAACAGUUCAGGGUUAGGGUUCCAACGUUUAAAAUUAGGGGUUUACAGUAUGUCACAAAAGUGAGUACAUCCCUCACAUUUCUGCAAAUACCUGUAUGACAACACAAAAGAAACAACACUUUCAUGCAAUUUAAAAUAGUCAGCGUUCAUCUUCGAUAACAACGUAAAUGUACUCUUUAUCUUGAUCUUUAUGCACAGCAACAAUUCUUAUUUUCACAUCCUCAAAGAAGUAUUUGCUAUGAAGCACCAUGUUGAACUUCCUGGUACCAAAAUGAGAGUGUGUGAGAGCAAUAACACCAAUAACAUCAAUAACACCUUUCAAGUCACAUGAUCCCAGGGAUAAAAAUUGGCUAAUUGGGCCCAAUUUGUACAGUUCAACAAAGAGGUGUACUCACUUUUGUUACCAGCGGUUUAAACAUUAAUGGUUGUGUGUUGAGUAAUUUUGAGAGGACAACAAAUUUACACUGUUAACCAAGCUGUAAACUGACUACUCUAGCUUGUAUCAAAGUGUUAUUUCUUUAGUGUUGUGUUAUGAUAAAAUAUAAAAUAUUUGCAGAAAUGUGAGGGGAGUGCUCUCCUUUUUGACAUACUGUAGGUUUAUGAUUAGCAAACAGGAUUAAGGGUUAGGUUUAAAGUUAGGGUUAGCUGGUGGUUGGAUUUGAGUUAGGGAUAAGGGUUGGGUUUAGUUUUAGGGGUAGCAGUUAGGUUAGGUUUUAUAGUUAGAAGCAGGGCUAUGGAUUAGUUUUGAGUUAGGGGUUACAGUUUAUAUUUAGAUUAGGGCUAGGCUUAAGUUAAUGGUGCAAUGCAAAACAAUUUACAGAGAAGUAUGUCACAUGCAUACACUUGCAUAAUUGUCUGAAAAUGAGUUAUUUAAUCCUACCCCUUCUUCGUUUUUCAGCAAUUGCUGAUAGUUGUUCACUUCCUGGUUUUAACAUGUAUGAAUAAAUGUAGUGUAUAGUAGUGUAGUAGUGUAUGUAGUGUAGUGUAAUAAUAUAAUAAAUAGAAUAAAUAAAUAGCAGUACAUAAAUCAUAGAAUAAUAAAGGAAUACAUCAUUAAAUUUCAACAGAACUUGUACAGUAAUUAAUAAUAUGUGUUGUACGGUAAUAAUGACAUAUAAAUAAAUGACAAUUAUGACAUAAUAAACAUGGUAUAUCAUGACUUAAUCUAUAAACGUGUGUACAAGUUCUAAUUGACCUAACAAAAAUAACAUCAUCCAUCCAUCCAUUUUCUAUACCGCUUCAUCCUCAUUAGGGUUGCGAGGGCUUCUGGAAACAGUUCUCAACGUGACUGAAACAUGGAUCGCUGUCGCUGGAGCCAGUCCUAGCUGACUUCGGGCGACAGGCGGGGUACACCCUGGACUGGUCACCAGCCAAUCGCAGGGCACAUAUAGACAAACAACCAUUCACACUCACAUUCAUACCUAUGGACAAUUUAGAGUCGCCAAUUAACCUCACCUGCAUGUUUUUGGAAUGUGGGAGGAAGCCGGAGUACCCGGAGAAAACCCACGCGCACACGGGGAGAACAUGCAAACUCCACACAGGAAUGCCCAGGGGAGAAUCGAACCCAAGUCUUCUUCCCGAUCUCUAGGCCGUUUUGGCCAACGUGCUAACCACUAGACCACCGUGCGGCCCAAAAAUAACAUCAUGACAAACAUUAUUAAUGCCUUCUUGUUUGACAAAAAAGAUCCCGUCUGUAUAAUUAAUAAGAGUUAGGCAUGAUGAUAUCAGUUGCUGUUGUUUCGCGUUCUUCUUCUUCCUUAAACUUUGUAAACAUGAACUGCUUGUACUGUUUCUUGAAAUGAUUCGCAUGUUUACAUAUUUUGAGUUCUGUACUGUUCCAUAACUUAAGGUAAUUCCGCAUACCAAUACGCUGUAGGCUUUUUGUGUUUAUCAUCAUCAACUUUAUUUCAGACACAUACAGUACGUGGUCCAUAGAACAUUAAAAAUAAAACAGACAUCGCCAACAAGACACAGUAAAAGAUGGUUAUCCAUUGCUAUAUAAGGUAAGGCGCCAGUGUUUCCAGAAAGUAGAAAAGAACCUGACUGAGGGUUGGUCUGAGUAUAUAUGAUGCUAUUUACAGAGCAUGUUAGCCUACACAUACAUACAUCUGUACAUGAGGUUCCUUGCCUUGGUAAAGUGGCCUGAACAAACAUUUGACUGACCCGAGUACAGCGGGGAACAGGCAGCAUCCUUGUUGUUCAUAGGUAUAAAUGUUUUAAGUAAAAUCUUCCCUUAGGUUGUAUUUCUCCUGUCUUGUUGAGAAGAAUGGCGGAAGCAGGUUGUUAUUUGCUUUGUGCAUCAUUUUAAGUGUUGAACUAGAGCAGUGAAUUUCAAUAAUUGGGAUUCAAUGAAUAAAGGGUUUUGUGUGUUUUCUGGAACCAGCAUUGUGGAUUAUCCUAACUGACCGUUUUUGUAGUACAGAUUGUAAUACUUUUGUAGUUGUUUCCCCAUAUCGCCCCACAAUAAUUCAGCAGUGAUGUACGGUGCGGUUCAUGGCUGGUGAGGCACUGACUCCUUUAGAGUUUUUUAAAAUGUUAAUACAGGUUGUUCAUUAAGAGGAUAACCAAAAAACAAAGAAGAGACUAAUUUUAUUUGGUUAAAGGUUUUCUAAUUGUUUUCGGAUACUUCUUAGCCCCAUUUUUUUUUUUUAUUAACAUGAAAAACAUUUGUGUUUUUACCUUUUAUUUGUAUAUGAAGUACAUGCA
Messenger RNA from Dunckerocampus dactyliophorus (ringed pipefish), 4971 nucleotides. Its product is annotated as serine/threonine-protein kinase SBK1-like. The record is from RefSeq and is a predicted model, not a curated record. Bases 86 to 1063 code for a protein of 325 amino acids. Gene Ontology annotation, biological process: peptidyl-serine phosphorylation; peptidyl-threonine phosphorylation. Gene Ontology annotation, molecular function: protein serine/threonine kinase activity; ATP binding. NCBI's taxonomy places the organism in Eukaryota, Metazoa, Chordata, Actinopteri, Syngnathiformes, Syngnathidae. The transcript is spliced from 4 exons.